CCAAACCAAACCAAGUCUUAAGUCUCAUCAAAUGAGGUCGGUUAUAUGAAUAACAAAAUUCGAGGGGAUGGAUAUUGUUUCAAGGAAAGAGACAUUGUAAUGCAACUUCAAGCAAUAUGUCUUUCUUCAUCUUCUAUUACAGAAACUCUGCCCCGACAAUUUCUCGAGACUAUGAACAUAUUCAUGUUACAUUGAAAAACUUAGCCCAAAUCAAUUAAAUAGCAUUUUAUUAAUCAAUUAAUAUUGAGCAGGAAUAUAAGUUAACUGUUCUUGAAUUUUAUUGUUCACUGAAUAAAUCAGUUGUUUUGAGAAAGUAAUCAUAGGCAUAGCCUCUUGUAUUCUUGACCAUCAAGAAUUCAUGAGGUGUUGGAUAACGUCAUUGAAUCUCCUUCCAGUUGCUUGCUGCGAAAACCACAUUGGAAUUCACAUAAACAUCAUUUGACCAAAGUUGCUAUUUUCUAAUACCCACCAAUUGAAUACUUGUCAAGUAAAUACAUAUAAUCUUGGUGGCCAAGAAACUCCUAGUAUGGCUCCUCUAUAAGAAGCCACCAAGUCCAUGAAUAAAAAACCAACCUCAAACUUAAAAGAGCUAAGAAUUUCUAAAAUGGCUGAACAAGUGAAGUUGUUGGGACAUUGGGCAAGUCCUUUUAAUUGCAGAAUUGAGACAGCCCUGAAAUUGAAGGGCGUCCAAUACGAAUUCAUCCAAGAAGAUCUCCAAAACAAGAGUCCUCUUCUUCUCAAGUGCAACCCCAUUCACAAGAAGAUUCCAGUGCUCUUACACAAUGGAAAGCCCAUUUGUGAGUCACUUGUCAUUCUUGAGUACAUUGAUGAGACCUGGAAAGGCACUCCGAUCUUCCCUGAAGAUCCUCAUGAGAGAGCCAUAGGGCGUUUCUGGGCCAACUUCAUAGAUGAGAAGUGCUUGCCUGCAAUAAAGAAGGCUUUUUUUACCAAAGACGAUAAGGCCAUUGAAGAAGCAAGUGAGCUCCUGAAAACAUUGGAAGCCCAACUGAAUGAUAACAAGUUUUUUCGAGGAGACAACGUCGGUCUGGUAGACAUUGUCGCAAACUUGUUUGGAUAUUGGGUAGGAGUGAUUCAGGAAGCAAUGGGUGUAGAGUUGUUGACAGAAGAGAAAUUUCCCAGACUCCGCAAAUGCAUCGAUGAGUAUGACAAUUGCAAUGUCAUCAAAGAAUGUCUGCCUCCCAGAGAAAAACUACUUGCCUUUGCCAAAGUUACUUACAAGCCAAGCCAACCAACUAAUUAGUUUUUUUUUUAUAAUUAUCUAUGCUGCAAAAUAAAAAUAUGCAGUUUCGAACUGCAGACCGGUCUUCUUUUCUAUGUAUUACUCGUUCUUGUGUUUUGUGUUGCGAGUAAAUAGAAGUACUUUUGUUAAAUUUCUUGUG
Messenger RNA from Camellia sinensis, 1400 nucleotides. Its product is annotated as putative glutathione S-transferase. NCBI's taxonomy places the organism in Eukaryota, Viridiplantae, Streptophyta, Magnoliopsida, Ericales, Theaceae. Gene Ontology annotation, biological process: glutathione metabolic process. Gene Ontology annotation, cellular component: cytoplasm. Gene Ontology annotation, molecular function: glutathione transferase activity. The record is from RefSeq and is a predicted model, not a curated record.